Molecule: messenger RNA, 349 nt
Organism: Vanrija pseudolonga
Lineage: Eukaryota; Fungi; Basidiomycota; Tremellomycetes; Trichosporonales; Trichosporonaceae
Exons: 2
Coding region: 1-333 (110 amino acids)
Source: RefSeq, a predicted model, not a curated record
AUGCCCUCCUCGUCCCAGCUCAAGAUCUACGCCCUCUUCUACGCGCUCCAGCUCAAGGCGGGCCUGCUCAACCUCUACUUCUACGCGUCGUACCAUGGCAACCUGACGCUGUUCGCCGCGCUCCUCAUCCUCGACGGCGUCAUGAUCGACUAUGGCAUGUGGUGCACUGAGAAGUGGAUCGCAGAUGCUAGGGAGCAAGGCGCCGCCCCGGUGUCAGAUACGACGACGCCACCCGCUGCGACGUCGCUCGUUGCGCCGCCUGAGAAGCAGAGCGCGCCACCCACCUUCCCAUCACCAUCCACUCGCACACGACACCUCACUGUUGUACUGUAGCACCUCUUCAUCGGGC